Lizanozyma spartinae is the source of this 1404-nucleotide messenger RNA. RefSeq lists its product as uncharacterized. Bases 1 to 1404 code for a protein of 467 amino acids. Gene Ontology annotation, cellular component: membrane. Gene Ontology annotation, biological process: transmembrane transport. The transcript has a single exon. NCBI's taxonomy places the organism in Eukaryota, Fungi, Ascomycota, Pichiomycetes, Serinales, Debaryomycetaceae. Gene Ontology annotation, molecular function: transmembrane transporter activity. The record is from RefSeq and is a predicted model, not a curated record.
AUGACGGAAGCUGGCUCCAACUCUCCAUAUAACGUUGAAUAUGAAGACGAGACUCUUUUUAUAGAUUCAAGUGAUUGGCGGAGCAGUCGGUUGUUGAAGGGUCAAAUCAGUUGCAGUUUCUUUCUCUUUACACUCUUUGGACUUGCCGAACAAACAGUUGGUGCUAUAAUCCCCAAGUUACAAGAGCAAUACCAUGUGAAUGACAUUUAUAUCAGUCUUAUCUAUUUCAGUGGGACCCUUGGAUACUUCACUAUGGCACUUUGCAACGGUUAUCUCCAUAAGAACUUUGGCAUCAGAGGAGUCACGGCUCUUGGACUUUGUUGUAUGACGAUUUCAUACUUCAUUAUAUCCACCGUGCCACCGUUUGCCAUCUUUGUAUUCUGUUAUUUCUUCAGUGGGUUGGGGUUUGGAGCAAUGGAUGCUGGAUUAAAUACUUGGAUGGGGAAUUUGGUAGAUAGUAACCCAUUGAUGGGGAUAUUACAUGGAUGUUAUGGGUUAGGGUCGAUGAUUCUGCCUUCUUUGAUAACUCAUUUGCUUGAACGGAAGAUGAACCCCUGGCAGUGGUAUGACUAUUAUGUUGCGUUGAUGGCCUUGUCUGGUUUAUGUUUAACAGCAGCACUCAUGUUGUUCAGAUAUGAGACUCCGAAAAAGUAUAAGUAUAUGGUGAUAACCAAGUCAAAACUUGAUGAUAAUGAUAUUGCCAUGGAUACAGCUAAGGAUGACGAUGUGACUAUCGUUACAGACCUCACUAGUAAUACUGCUGAACUUGAUGUCGAUGAUUCUCGUGAAGUGUCGAUAGCUCAAGUAUUAGCUAAGCCAAUGGUAUGGAUAUUCGCUACAGUUCUUGCCAUGUACGUGGGAGGAGAAGUGGCGUUUGGACAAUGGCUUCUUACAUAUUUGAUGAGAAUUAAGCAGACUCCCUAUAAAAAGUGUUCCCAUAUAGUGACCUCCUUCUGGAGUGGUCUUACUGUGGGUAGAGUAGUUCUAGGGUGGGUCACAGGCCAUUACUUUACUACUGAAUUAGUGGCCAACAUGGUAUAUAUCACAUGCUCCUUUGGAGGAUAUAUAUUGAUUUGGUGGAUACUAUUUGCCACUGACUAUAUCAAUAUCUUAUUCCCCUUGGUGUUCAUUACCGGAGUGGUGGUGGGACCUAUUUUCCCCACCACGGUGAUGACUGCUAUUCGCUUGGUUCCUAAACGGGAAGAGGUGGCAUCUAUCGGGUUUAUCACUGCUGCUGGAGGUUCAGGCGCUGCUAUGUUUUGUAGUCUUAUUGGUGCUGUUGCUGAAACCAGUAGUAUCUCACUGUUCCCAUUGAUUAUCAUGGUGAUUUUUGGUGUGAUAACUGUCGCAUGGUUCUUUAUAUAUGAAAAGUAUAAGAGUGUAUUUGGAAAGACCAGAUUAUAG